Diachasma alloeum is the source of this 1156-nucleotide messenger RNA. RefSeq names its product SOSS complex subunit B homolog. The transcript has 3 exons. Gene Ontology annotation, biological process: response to ionizing radiation; double-strand break repair via homologous recombination; mitotic cell cycle checkpoint signaling. The coding region runs from base 296 to 967 and encodes 223 amino acids. NCBI's taxonomy places the organism in Eukaryota, Metazoa, Arthropoda, Insecta, Hymenoptera, Braconidae. The record is from RefSeq and is a predicted model, not a curated record. Gene Ontology annotation, molecular function: DNA binding. Gene Ontology annotation, cellular component: SOSS complex.
AGCUUCUCACUUAUUUGUUGCUCACUGCUGUCUUAACCUCGAUCCGAAAAUUGACAGUCACUUGUGGAAUCAACAAUUAAGCAUUGUUAAUUAAUAAUUUAUGUUUGCGGUGAAUACUGGACGUAUUCGUUGGAAUUCUGGUCAACGAGUUUGGGACGUUAUUAUUAAUGAGGAAAAUUAAGCUCCAAUGACAUCUGCAGAUGAGCCCGAAAGCCAAACGAUGAGAUAAAAAAUUAGGGAAUCAACCAGAAGAUAAAUGAGUCAACUACUCGGUUAAACUGGGAGACAAUCGACAAUGGACUUCGUCUGCAUAAAGGACAUUCGCCCAGGCCAGAAGAACAUAAACGUGAUGUUCAUAGUGCUCGAGGUGGGUCACCCCACGAUAACGAAAGAGAAUCGUGAAGUGAGGACGUUCAAAGUGGCUGACAGCACAGCAUGCAUGAACGUCUCGAUAUGGGACGAGCCAGGGCAGUUGCUGGUGCCUGGUGACAUCGUCAGGUUGACCAAGGGCUACGCAUCAGUGUGGCGACAAUGCUUGACACUUUACUCAGGGAAGAACGGGGACAUUCAGAAGAUCGGGGAGUUCUGCAUGGUGAUCAAUGAACAGAUGAACAUGAGCGAGCCGAACCCAGCCCUGGCGCAGCAGUUGGUCAAUCAGGGGGGCUCAGGACCACCUGGCAGCAGUAUCAACAGUAACAUUGUUAACAAUGGGAAUGCUAACAAUGUCUCGGCUGCAUCGAGACAGCCUUUGGCAACAAACACGACGUCGUCAUCAGCCUCGACGUCGUCCACAGCCCCCACUGGCAAUUCAACGAAAACCGGGAAUAACUCCGGAAGUACGACGUCAGGACUUCCCGGAGGUUCGGCGAGGUUCAGCGGCGAGGGGAGCGCGUCGAAAACCACCGGCAAAACAACCGUCAGGGGCAAAACGGGGUACAGGAACGGUGGCCGCAAUGAGCGGAGAUAAUACUUUCCACCAAUUUUCUCAAAUGACGAGUUUACUGGAGUUAUCCUCAACCGGAGCUGAUCCAAGUGCUAUUGAUCAUUGUAAUUUUGUAAUGUUACCUAAGAAUAAUUAUUAGUUCGUAUAUAGUAGUUUACUCGAUUGAAUCAUGAUUGUAAGAUUAUUUGGAAUAAUACUUGUACCAUAUUUGUA